GGAAAUAUCUGUUUUCAUGACUAUAUAGAAAAUUGUAGUUAAAAUUCUUUCAAGGAUGAUUGAGAGCAGGACUACAUGAGAAAAGAGGUGAAAUUUAAAGCGUCGUUUUAGUGUUGCAAAGACCUUUGUAAUCUGCAAUUGGAGGACCAUAUUAGAGGACAGGGGGAUUUUCUGAAUACGCAUCCCAGGGAACUAGUAGUACUUUUCGUACUUUAUUAGAUAUAAAGGCUAUUACAAGGCCAACCUUUCUAGCAUCGGGUCAAUAAACGCCAGAAAAAGCUUUCAACAACGAAGAUGUCAGGUUUCUUGACCUUAAUGAAAACCCUCACAAUUGUCCUUGUCCUAGGAAUGCAACUUUGCGUCAUCGAGUCUAGGCACUAUGGAAAUCAAAAGAGAUUUACACAGGAAGAUGUAUGCAAAGAAACAGUAAAGACUGUUGAAAUAGUGACUGAUUGUCCUUUCGACACAGAGAGUAUGAGAAGAAAGUCAGAGGAAAAAAAGUGUGAAGAUAUCCACGAUUCCUGUUCCAAGGAUCCGUUAGUGUAUCACUGCUUGCGGUAUGGAAACAAACUCACUGAAGUUUGUGCUCCGCGGGAUUUAAUCUCAGGAAAGUGUUGUGCUCAGUUCAACGAAGGAGUAGGUCGUGUUGUGGAAGAUUAUAAUAUCCGAUGUUCAGAGUGCCCAUUCCAUUAUUAUUCUAAUGAAUCGAUAACAUAUACCACUUGUUUUGAAUCAAUUAAAUCAAUUGGUCUUCAAAAAAUAACAUUCAUUACUCGACAUGUUAUCGCUCUUGUCACUAAAAGAAAUCCUGGAAACUCAUCGGAUUGGCAACACCGACUAAAACGGGAUGUAAAUGCAUAUGACUUUGACGACAUUGAAAUUACAACUACCACUGAUAAUUAUAAUCAUUCAAUUGAGAAAAAGAAAACUGUGACUGAAAAUGACAGUAAAUCACAUCACAUCACAUCAUGCCACGUCAUCAUGUUGCUGUCACUGGAACUAAAUAAAGGAUGUGCAUUUACAAAGGGAGUUAACUUCUCUAUGAACUUACUUGAUGAUAGUCAGUACACAUUAUCAUUUCAUAUCAUCCCGCCUGAGAAAACAGUACUUUGA
Messenger RNA from Saccostrea cuccullata (small rock oyster), 1113 nucleotides. RefSeq lists its product as uncharacterized. Lineage: Eukaryota; Metazoa; Mollusca; Bivalvia; Ostreida; Ostreidae. The record is from RefSeq and is a predicted model, not a curated record. The transcript is spliced from 7 exons. Bases 295 to 1113 code for a protein of 272 amino acids.